CGAGCGGGACACCUCGGGCUGCGCUGCCCCGGGAGCGGAGCAUUGCACAUUGCUGCCAGGAGCUGCUCCGGGGGGCUGUAUCGGAACCCGGGCACCCGACACGAAGGUCAGAGGCACGCCGCUCCUCCCCCGACCUGCCCAGGUGCUGUGAGUGCUCGGAAAGGCGCUCCCGGGAGCUCCCCGGCUCGCAGCUCCCCGCUGGGAGCCAUCUGCCCCGCGCCUGGCGCAGGAAGCGCGCCUCCCGCACUCCUCCUUCCUUCCGCUCUGCCCCGCAAGCGGCGCUGCCCCGAGAGGAGCCCAGAGCUCGGGGUGUUUGAAAUAAAAACCGAGCGGUAUCGCCCCUCCGGGCUAGAGUGAGGAGGAAGGCUGUCAGUCCGAGGGGCUCGGUCCUCUCCUCCUCCUGUGCCCAUCGCAUCUCCCAAGCGGACCAGCCGGCCCUGCCUGGCUGCUCCCCUCCCUCCCCCUGCCCGGGAGCCGGGUUUGGGGCUGGGGGAGGCGGUGCCCACCCCUCCGCAGGGCCGGCGGGAGCGGUGGCUCGGCAGCCCGGGGCUGCAGCCCGCCCGGGCUGCCCUGCCCUGCGGGAGCAGGUUUCUUUGUUGGCUGCCGGGUGACUGGUUCCCAUUAAUCUCCCGCACUGGUCGUGGCCGUCUCCACUUCCUGCCUUUGCAUACUUUUCUCUCCCUCGAUCUCAGUCCCUUCCCACCCCUCUCCCUCCCCCCUUUCUUUCCCUCUUCCCAGCUUCUCCAAAAAAGCUACAACCGCCCGGGCUGCGGGACGGGGGCUGCAGGCGGCCGGCGAAGGGAGCGCAUCCCUGCGCACCUCGAAACAUGAAAGAAUACAGGAAGUCCUCCAUGACCUUAUGAAUACCUGCGCUAAUUAAGUCACUGGCUUGGUACUGGGAGAACAGCAAGAUAAUAACACAGAGUUUUGUCUGGGAAAUACAAAUCUGAGAAUGGAGUGGAAAGGGAAAUGCUCCAAAUUUCAGAUCUCCACAUUUCUAGAAAGCAGAAAUGACCAUGACUGCCAACAAGAACAGCAGUGUCAACAGCAGAGCUGGAGGGAGUAAAGUGCCUCAGGACACUCUGGAUAGGUGCCAGUCAGCCAGUCCGCCACCCCUGCUGUCCCCUCAAAGGAGCCCUGCCUACCCCCUCAGCGACAGUGAGGACUCCUCCCGCUCUGCUGGGCUCUCCAGAGUCUCCAGCUCCAGGCUGUGCCUCAAGGACUGGAACAGCCGCACGUCUACACUGCGCAGCACCUCCACCAGCCCCUCGGACACCGACUCGCCGAGCCGCCCCCUCAAAGCCAUCAGCGUGGGUGCUCUGGAUAAAAGGCUGUCUGUGUUCAAGGCUGACCAAAAGGAGAGUCCAAAUGAGGGCCAAGAUGGGGAAGCAGUAGGGAGCCAUCCGCUCACCCGGAGCACUCUGUCCUUGGGCACUGCCAGCAAACUGAGGACCCUCUCUACCAGCAGGGUGAGCGUCCGCUCGCAGACGCUGGACAUUAGGCAGAAGAUCACAGAAUGGGAGUGCCGCCGGGAGCUGUCCCCCAGGGCCAGCGUGUGCAUGGACAAGAGGGAUGCUGGGGAGAGGUCGGGCAGUGAGAGCUGCCCCAGCGUGCUGACCUCUCCCUGCAGCGACAAGACAUUUGAUUUCAAAGGAUUCAGAAGAAUGAGUCGAACAUUUUCCGAGUGCUCGUACCCAGAAACGGAGGAGGAGGAACUGCUGGACAGGGAUUCCUGCCAUCGGUUUGAAAAGAGACUGGGCAGGAGCGAACCUCCUUCUGCCACUUUCCUUAAGAGCCAUGUGAGGAAAGAGUCCUCUGCUGUGCUCAACAGAAUCCAGAAGAUUGAGCAGGCACUGAAGGAGCAGUCAGGCAGAGGCCUCCCCCAGUUACCGAGCAGCUGCUACAGUGUUGACAAAGGGAGAAAAAAGUCUGGGACUCUGCCUGCUGUGGAGGGACUGAGUGAAACCCCAAGUGAUAGCAAAGGCGGGGGUGUUAUUUUGGGGAGUGAACCAGAAACCCCUCCUGAGGCUGAGAAAAGUAGUAAAACAAAACAGGGUGUUGCUGCGAGCUCAGCAGGCCCCAGAGCGCUCCUGGACAGCGCGCCAAACAGCGCCGUGAAUCCCGUCCCCAAGCCCAAACGCACCUUUGAGUACGAGGCAGACAAGUCCCACAAGAGCAAACCGAGCAAUGGCCUACCUCCAUCUCCCACAGCUGCUGCUCCUCCUCCCCUCCCGUCCACGCCCGCGCCCCCCGUGACCAGAAGGCAGAAGAAGGAGUCGCGCUUUCACCGAAAAUCCCAGAACAGAAAAUCCUUUGAAUUUGAGGAUGCCUCAAGCCUGCACUCCCUGUACCCUCCCUCCCCGACUGAAAAUGGAACCGAGAGCCAGCAUAAAUUUGGAUCCAAGAGCACUUUAGAAGAAAAUGCCUAUGAAGACAUUGUAGGCGAGUCACCCAAGGAAAACCCGUACGAGGAUGUGGAGCUGAAAGGGAAAGGCCGUCACGGGGGGCGAAAAUCCCAUCAGCCGUCCGAGAACUCCCUAGAUUCCCUGCACAGGAUGUGGACGCCGCAGAACAGGAAAUACACGGCACCUCCGCAGCUGCCCUCGAAGGUCAGCAGCCACUCCAUGCGCGUGGGGAACUGGUCGGAGAGGAAGAGCCACCGGCUGCCGCGGCUGCCCAAGCGGCACAGCCACGAUGACAUGCUGCUGCUGGCCCAGCUGGGCAUCCCCUCGUCCCCCUCCAGCCUCACCGAGGACAGCCUGAGCACCGCCAGCGAGCUGCUGUCCACGCGCCGCGCCAGGAGGAUCCCAAAGCUUGUCCAAAGAAUCAAUUCCAUCUACAGUGCAAAAAGAGGGAAAAAACGGCUGAAGAAACUUUCUAUGUCCAAUAUUGAGACCGCAUCCCUACGAGAUGAGAACAGCGAGAGUGAGAGUGACUCAGAUGACAGGUUUAAAGAGCUCCCAAAGUUCCAACACAGGAGCAUGAACGCGGAAAGCAAGGACAAAAUGGGCUGUGAAGAUCUAACAAGGAUUUGGCAACUGUGUCACUUAAUGAAGAACAGGACCUUUGAUAGAUUGGCUUUGUCAGCCACUUCAGAGAUGCUGAUCUAUUCCAGACUGACUACUGGGUGCAGGCUUAGAGGGAUGGGACUGGAUAAAGCUCACACCCAGCGCCUUGUGCACAUCCAGUCAAUGCUGAAGAGGGCUCCAAGCUAUCGAACCCUGGAGCUGGAGCUGAUUGAGUGGCAGGAGCGGGAAUUAUUUGAGUAUUUUGUGGUAGUGUCCCUGAAAAAGAAGCCCUCUAAAAACACUUACCUCCCAGAAGUGACAUACCAGUUUCCCAAGCUGGAGAGGCCGACCAAGCAGAUGCGGGAAGCGGAGGAGCGCCUCAAGGCCAUCCCACAGUUCUGCUUCCCUGAUGCCAAGGACUGGCUCCCUGUCUCUGAGUACAACAGUGAGACCUUCUCUUUCAUGCUGACUGGGGAGGACGGGAGCCGGCGCUUCGGGUACUGCAGGAGGCUCUUGCCCAAUGGAAAAGGCCCACGCCUACCUGAAGUUUACUGUGUCAUCAGCCGCCUGGGGUGCUUUGACUUAUUUUCUAAGAUCCUGGAUGAGGUUGAAAGGAGAAGGGGAAUAUCUGCUGCCCUGGUUUAUCCAUUUAUGAGAAGUCUGAUGGAAUCUCCUUUUCCUGCACCUGGAAAGACAAUCAAAGUCAAAACCUUCCUGCCUGGAGCUGGAAAUGAGGUCAUCGAGCUGCGGAGGCCCAUGGACUCCCGCCUGGAGCACGUGGACUUCGAGUGUCUCUUCAGGUGCCUGAGCGUGCGGCAGAUCAUCCGCAUCUUCGCCUCGCUCCUGCUCGAGCGCCGCGUCAUCUUCGUGGCCGACAAGCUCAGCACCCUGUCGAGCUGCUCCCACGCUGUAGUGGCCCUGCUGUACCCCUUCUCCUGGCAGCACACCUUCAUUCCUGUCCUGCCCUCGUCCAUGAUUGACAUCGUGUGCUGCCCUACCCCCUUCCUGGUGGGACUGCUCUCCAGCUCUCUGCCCAAACUCAAGGAUCUGCCCGUAGAGGAGGCUUUGAUGGUUAACCUGGGAUCUGAUCGAUUCAUCAGACAGAUGGAUGAUGAAGACACACUAUUGCCUAGAAAAUUGCAAGCUGCUCUGGAGCAGGCUCUAGAGAGAAAGAAUGAACUGAUAAAUCAGGAUUCAGAUAGUGAUUCAGAUGAUGAAUGUAACACCCUGAAUGGAUUAGUGUCUGAGGUUUUUAUCCGAUUCUUUGUGGAGACAGUUGGCCAUUAUUCCCUGUUCCUAACCCAGAAUGAAAAAGGAGAGCGUGCCUUCCAAAGGGAGGCUUUCCGUAAAUCUGUGGCCUCCAAGAGUAUCCGCCGCUUCUUGGAAGUUUUCAUGGAAUCCCAAAUGUUCGCUGGCUUCAUCCAGGACAGGGAGCUGAGGAAAUGCAGGGCUAAAGGGCUCUUCGAACAGAGGGUGGAACAGUAUUUGGAGGAGCUCCCGGACACGGAACAAAGUGGAGUAAACAAGUUCCUGCGAGGCCUCGGUAACAAAAUGAAGUUCCUUCACAAGAAGAACUAGCUCCUUCCUGCUGAAACACCAACCCAAAACCUAUUUAUGGCACCGUGCGAGACACCUGCGACGCUGGAGUGCAGAGUGGGAGGGGAGUGGAGCGAGCUGAGGCAGCUCUAGGAGACGAUCCAUGGAUGCUGUGUCAGUGUGCCACGUAAUGGCUCCUCCGUGUUUUUGGGCAGAGUUUGUACAUAAUGUGCUGUAAGCUUUUGUAACUGAUUUUGUAAUGAGCAAGAAAACUGUGGUAAAUAUUUGUAUAUUCCUGAGAAUACCAGGUGCUUGUUUUUUUUCUUUAGUAUGAGUUGAGUUAUGCUUGGUGCAAAAACGAGUAGCUGAUUAUGUGCAGCUGACUGUCUCAGCAGAACCACUGACUCCAAGGGGUGUUUGAUGCCUGAACACUGCGGGGUGAAUGAGCUGGGGUACAUGGGAGAGGUUGUACGCACGGGGCUGCUCUCGUGCGGCACAGGCGCUUGUCUGUCUGUCUGUUUCCUUCAAACUGAUUUUAAAGGAGAAAUAACAAAGUAACUUGAUAAUAAGGUACUUGGUUCACAUUGCAGAACCUCCACUUGGUUUGAACUCUGGUCAGUAAACUCCGUAUAACCCACUGUGCACUAAGAUGCUAAGCCUGGGGAGAUCCCAGCUCUCUGACAUGCAAGCUGCAGCGAGUAGGUACAGUACAGCCUUUCCUAGUGUAUGUAUGUAUGGAUCCUAAUAAACUCUGUAAAUAGACCUGUUUGUUUAUAUUCAUUGCAAACCUCUGCACUUCCUCAUGUGGAGCAGGUACAAACACAGCAACUCACCUGUGAUUUUUAAAUGAAUUUGUAAUUAAAAUGUAAAGUGGAUAUUACAAACCUCUCUUUCGGUAGGUUUGUUGUUUUUGUUUUUACUUUGGGGUUUCUUCAGUGUUUUUCACCAGAGCUAAGACAAGACAUUUUAUAUCCCUUUUUAAAAAAUUUUAUCCUAACAGAAGCAUCUGUUAAAACAUUUUUUCAUGGGUUAGCAGCAAAUGAUUUUAUCUUUGUAUCACAGAUACUGCUCCUGACCUGUGGUAUUUGCAGUUGGCUUUGUGCUGUGCGUGGUGCUCAAGUGUCACAUUCUUACUUGAUCUAGAAACAACUCCUGGUGAGGUUGCAGAAGUUUUCUCAUAGUCUGAAGAAGAAAAUAUUUAAAAAAAUAUAAAAUGCUUCAGAUCUGACAGAUAAUGAAAAUUAGCUGAAGCCUCUUACCUGCAAAGGAAACCCACCACACUGGUUUUUGUUGUUCUCAGCGUGACUGCUGUAGUUAGAUGGGCUUUGAGGCUUGCGCAGUUCCUAACCUGACAGUGGUUCUGGUUUGCUAUCAGCCUCAUAGAGCAAAUUCGAGGGGCAAUUCACUGAAAAGGUGAAGUCGUUUCCUUUUUCAGUUACCUCCCUCACACUCCAAAAUCCACAAAAGCUUCUUAAGUGUACAUGAAAUGUCAGUGAAAUGCCAGGUGCUUUUGCUACAGAGGAAAUGUCACCAAAACUGGUAACUUCCAUUAGUUUUACUCUGUGAUACGCUCCAAGUUCCAGAAUGAUUGCUAGAUAUAAUUCUUGAGAGUGGAAGGAGUAACGUCACUUGUACUAGUGGCUUCUGGCCUUUAUAUAAACAACAGCUGCUAGCAAAUGGAGAGGGAAAUACAUAAUUCCUCUUCAGAAAAUGAUGGAGAAAACUGUAUCAGGACAUGCUGUGGAGUUACUGCAAAGGCAAGACAAAGCCGAUGUACAAGAAUGUUGUGCUGUAAAACCCAUCUCCUGUGCCAAAGCUGUUUUGCUCCAUUUGCACUUUAAAAAUUAAAGGAGAAAGCUUUUAAACAUUGUGUUAUCUGUCAACGUGUUCCCAUUUUUGUAAUGUGAAUCAGAGCAUACCACUGGGCAAGGUGGGAUCAUGGCCCAAAAAAUCUGUGGGUGCCUUUUUGAUCCUCAGACUAGAGCUGUGUAAAACAAUCCUUGUGGUACAAUCCUGGAGGUCUGUGCUUGAAGAUAUCAGAUGAACAAAAACCAAGGAGUGCAUUUUUUUCCCUACUGAAUUAGUUAAAACUAAUGGUGUUCCUCAGCAUGGAACAUUGUAAGUGCACCAGGAAAAUUCUAAAGAAAAAUAAAUCCAGGCCUGUGUUUAAAA
Messenger RNA from Camarhynchus parvulus, 6716 nucleotides. It is a transcript of the gene DENND2B, whose product is annotated as DENN domain containing 2B. The transcript has 23 exons. Gene Ontology annotation, biological process: positive regulation of ERK1 and ERK2 cascade. Lineage: Eukaryota; Metazoa; Chordata; Aves; Passeriformes; Thraupidae. The record is from RefSeq and is a predicted model, not a curated record. Bases 1011 to 4586 code for a protein of 1191 amino acids.